AUGCCCAAGUUCGGCACGAUGUUCAGACUUCGUUUUCGACGGAAGGAAUUGCCUUGGGAGGUGGUCGAUAACAAAUUUGUCGACCCUGUUCCUACGUACUCGUCUUAUGACGAAUUGCAAAUUGACUCGAUCAGCGACACUGAGCUGAACGGGACGUAUGUGUUCGAUAUCAACCCUUCGAAUGGGAAGGCGUAUAGAGGGAUACAUGACCUACAUCGAGCUGUGAAUUUCUCGAGGCAGCAGUUGAUGUCUGAAGCUUCGAAGAGGGGGUUUAAUGUCUUGCUUGUGGAGAGUUGGCAAUUGAAGAUAUUAAGGAAGAAUAAGCAUCAUAGGAUUGAGCUGCUCGAUGUGUAG
Messenger RNA from Coprinopsis cinerea okayama7#130, 354 nucleotides. RefSeq lists its product as hypothetical. The record is from RefSeq and is a predicted model, not a curated record. The transcript is spliced from 4 exons. NCBI's taxonomy places the organism in Eukaryota, Fungi, Basidiomycota, Agaricomycetes, Agaricales, Psathyrellaceae. The coding region runs from base 1 to 354 and encodes 117 amino acids.